UGCUUCUUACCAAAUUAAAGCUGCACCAACCGAUAAUACCAGCGUCUUGUUUAUACUUGCCAAGUGACACAACGCACACCGGCAUUCCACGUUACGGCAAUAUAUUAAUAGCAUUAUUGGCUGCAAUCCGGAAGAAGGAUCCCACAUCACUCCACAGAAGUCCGGAAGAACAUAGCAUCUCACGCUCUGCUCCGGCGAUCCGUUCCGGCUGACGCUCGAGAUGGCCAACGGCACCGUCCCUGCCGGCGGCGACAAGCAGCAACCGCACGUCGUGUGCGUCCCGUUCCCGGCGCAGGGCCACGUCACGCCAAUGGUGAAGCUGGCCAAGGCGCUCCACUGCAAGGGCUUCCACGUCACCUUCGUCAACACCGAGUACAACCACCGCCGCCUCGUCCGCUCCCGGGGCCCCGCCGCCGUCGCGGGCCUCCCGGGCUUCCGCUUCGCCACCAUCCCGGACGGGCUGCCGGCGUCCGACGCCGACGCCACGCAGGACCCGGCCUCGCUCUGCGACUCCACCAUGAGGACCUGCGCGCCGCACCUGAAGCGCCUGAUCGAGCAGCUCAGCAGCCCUGGCAGCGGGGUGCCGCCCGUGACGUGCGUCGUGGCCGACAACGUCAUGAGCUUCAGCUUGGACGCCGCCAGGGAGGCCAGCGUGCCGUGCGCGCUCUUCUGGACCGCCAGCGCCUGCGGGUACAUGGGCUACCGCCACUUCCGGUUCCUCAUGGACGAAGGCCUUGCGCCGCUCAAAGAUGAAGAGCAGCUGAGGAAUGGGUACCUGGACAUGCCGGUGGGGUUGGCGCGCGGGAUGAGCAGGCACAUGCGGCUCAGGGACUUCCCGACCUUCAUCUACACGAUGCAGCGCGGUGACAUCCUGCUGGACUUCAUGAUGCGCGAGGUGGCGCGGGCGGACGCGGCGGAUGCCGUCAUCCUCAACACCUUCGACGAGCUCGAGCCGGCGGCGCUCGACGCCAUGCGCGCCAUCCUCCCGCCGCCCGUCUACACCAUCGGCCCGCUCGGCCUCCUCCUGGAGCGCCUGGCCGCCGCCCCCGGCGCCGCCGCGCUCGCCACGGUCCGCGCCAGCCUCUGGAAGGAGGACGACGCCUGCGUCCGGUGGCUGGACGGCAGGCCGGCUCGGUCCGUGGUGUACGUGAACUACGGGUGCAUCACCACCAUGUCCAAUGAGGAGCUGGUGGAGUUCGCGUGGGGCCUAGCGGGCAGCGGCUACGACUUCCUGUGGAUCGUCCGGCCGGACCUCGUGAAGGGCGAGACCGCCGUGCUGCCCGCGGAGUUCGUGGAGUCCACCCGGGGGCGGUGCCUCCUGGCGAGCUGGUGCGAGCAGGAGGCCGUGCUGCGGCACGAGGCGGUCGGGGUGUUCCUGACGCACAGCGGGUGGAACUCGAUGACGGAGAGCCUCUGCGCGGGGGUGCCGAUGCUGUGCUGGCCCUUCUUCGCGGAGCAGCAGACCAACUGCCGGUACGCGUGCACCGAGUGGGGCGUGGGGGUCGAGGUCGCCGGCGGCGUGCGGCGGGAGGCGCUGGAGGCAAGGAUCAAGGAGGCGAUGGCCGGCGACAAGGGGAGGGAGAUGAGGCGGAGGGCGGAGGAGUGGAAGGAGGCCGCCGUCCGGGCGACGCAGCCCGGCGGCAGGGCGUUGACCAACCUGGAGGAUCUGAUCCAUGACGUCCUCCUGCCCAGUAAGAGCUCUUAGCUGGUCAGAGGAGCGACCACGAAAUCUGCACAGAUUUGUAGCAGGACCUUAGCAUGUUGAUGUUGUUUUGUGCGAGUGUGCAUGCCACCAGAUGACUAGAAUAAAGAGAGUCGUCGUCAAGGUUGUCUGUGCUUGGAAAGUCUUCCUUGUGACGCAACUCAAUCAUCCAUGCAUGAAACAUUUCGCCGGGAGAUUUUGUUCAUCGUUUGAGGGGAUGCUGCAUACCCCGGCCAUUUGCCAACUUUGAACCAGUUCGGAUAGAAUUCGCGGUUUGAUUUCCACAGUUGCACUGCAUCUUGGAUUUGAUUUAAGAGUUUUAUUCCA
Messenger RNA from Panicum hallii, 2029 nucleotides. RefSeq names its product 7-deoxyloganetin glucosyltransferase-like. Gene Ontology annotation, molecular function: UDP-glycosyltransferase activity. Lineage: Eukaryota; Viridiplantae; Streptophyta; Magnoliopsida; Poales; Poaceae. The transcript is spliced from 2 exons. Bases 221 to 1705 code for a protein of 494 amino acids. The record is from RefSeq and is a predicted model, not a curated record.